This is a messenger RNA of Suncus etruscus (white-toothed pygmy shrew), 2605 nucleotides long. It is a transcript of the gene WDR75, whose product is annotated as WD repeat domain 75. The coding region runs from base 1 to 2490 and encodes 829 amino acids. Lineage: Eukaryota; Metazoa; Chordata; Mammalia; Eulipotyphla; Soricidae. The transcript has 21 exons. Gene Ontology annotation, cellular component: nucleolus. The record is from RefSeq and is a predicted model, not a curated record. Gene Ontology annotation, biological process: positive regulation of rRNA processing; positive regulation of transcription by RNA polymerase I. Gene Ontology annotation, molecular function: RNA binding; protein binding.
AUGGUGGCGGAGGAGAGUCUUCGCGUGGUUCGCUGCGGCGGCAGCCAGCUGAACUUUCGGAGAGCGGUGUUCUCCGCGGAUUCCAAGUACAUUUUCUGUGUGUCCGGAGAUUUUAUUAAGGUUUAUAGUACAGCUACAGAAGAGUGUUUGCACGUACUGCAGGGCCACAGAGAUCUCGUCACUGGAAUACAUCUCAACCCCCAUAAUCAUCUACAGUUGUAUUCUUGUUCCUUCGAUGGCACAAUUAAACUGUGGGACUAUGAAGAUGGCAUUUUGAUAAAGACUUUCAUAGUUGGACAGAGCUUUCACACUCUCUUUGCUCUUGCCCAAGUGGAGGAUUCUGUUUUUGUUACAGUAAAUAAUGAAAACCCAGAUCUUUUUCAGCUGGUUUCAGUGAAAUUGCCAAAAUCAGCCAGUCAGGAGAUUGAAGCUAAGGAGGUCUCUAUUGUUCUGGAUUACAUUAACCAGUCGCCGAAGUGCAUUGCCUUUGGAAAUGAGGGAGAAUAUGUUGCUGCAGUACGGGACUUCUACUUAUCUGUUUAUUUUUUCAAAAGGAAAAAAACAACAAGGUUUACUUUAUCUUCAUCAAAAAAUAAGAAGCAUUCUAAAAAUAAUUUUACAUGUGUGGUCUGUCACCCAAAGGAAGACUGCAUAGCAACUGGUCACAAGGAUGGCAAAAUUCGCCUUUGGAGGAAUUUUGAUGAUGAUAAGAACUACACUUAUACAACCUUACAUUGGCACCACGAUAUAGUUAUGGAUUUGGCUUUUUCAGUAACAGGCAGCAGCCUGCUGAGCGGUGGCCGCGAGUCAGUCCUGGUAGAGUGGCGUGACAUGACAGAGAAGAACAAAGAGUUCCUGCCCCGUCUAGGGGCUACUAUUGAGCACAUCUCGGUCUCCCCGGCAGGAGAUAUGUUCUGUACUUCUCACUCUGAUAAUAAGAUUAUAAUCAUUCAUCGGAAUCUUGAGGCCUCAGCAGUGAUUCAGGGUCUAGUGAAAGAUAGCAGAAUCUUAACUGGUUUGACAAUCGAUCCAAGAACCAAAGCUUUGGUUUUAAAUGGAAAACCUGGCCACUUGCAGUUUUAUUCUCUCCAAAAUGAUAAGCAGUUAUACAAUUUAGACAUUAUACAGCAAGAAUAUAUCAAUGAUUAUGGUCUAAUUCAAAUUGAGCUAACGAAGGCUGCAUUUGGCUGUUACGGUAGUUGGCUUGCAACAGUGGAACAACGCCAAGAAAAAGAAUCUGAGCUUGAAUUGCAAAUGAAACUCUGGACCUAUAACAAGAAAACACAAGGGUUUGUUCUUAAUACAAAGGUUAACAUGCCCCAUGAAGACCACAUUACUGCUCUCUGUUUCUGUAAUGCAGAAAAAUUGGAAAUUCCCACCCUGGUUACAGCAAGUAAAGAUGGUAACUUCAAAGUGUGGAUAUUGACUGAUGAUUCUGAUAUAUACAAAAAUGCUGUUGGCUGGACCUGUGACUUUGUGGGGAGUUAUCACAAAUACCAAGCAACUCACUGCUGUUUCUCAGAAGAUGACUCUCUACUAGCUGUUAGUUUUGAAGAAAUAGUUACAAUAUGGGAUUCAGAGACAUGGGAGCUUAAAUGUACAUUUUGUCAACGAGCUGGGAUGAUAAGGCAUCUCUGCUUUGGGAGGCUGACUUGUUCAAAAUAUCUUCUUGGUACUACUGAAAAUGGAAUUCUCUGCUGUUGGAAUCUGCUCAGUUGUGCAUUGGAGUGGAGUGCAAAACUAAAUGUUAGCGUUAUGGAGCCUGAUCCUAAUUCCGAAAAUAUUGUAGCGAUCUCUAAAUCCUCAAUGGGUUCAGACUUGUUCGUAUUUAAACCUAGUGAACCAAGGCCAUUAUAUAUUCAGAAGAAUCUCUCUAGCGAGGAAAUCCUGUGGGGAGUGUUUGUUCCACGAGAUGUUCCUGAGUCUUUCACCUCAGAGGCUUACCAGUGGCUGAACAGAUCACAAUUUUACUUCCUAACAAAAUCACAGAGUCUGUUGACAUUCAGUACAAAGUCUCCAGAAGAGAAACUCACACCAACUAGCAAACAGUUACUAGCAGAAGAAAGUCUUCCGACCACUCCAUUCUAUUUCAUACUGGGCAAGCACAGGCAGCAGCAGGAGGAGAAAUUAAAUAAAACUUUGGAGAAUGAACUCGUGCAGCUGCCUGUAACUGAAAAUAUACCUGCAAUCAAUGAGCUUCUUCACACCCCUGCUCACGUGCUGCCAUCAGCGUCUUUCCUGUGUUCCAUGUUUGUAAAUUCAUUGCUGCUGUCUGAGGAACCUAAGAGUGUUGAAGAAUCGUCUGGUGAUGUAGACAUGGAGGAAGAAAAAGAAAGUGAUGAUUCUGAUGAAGAAAAUUAUCAUAUGGAAAAAGUUCAGGACACAGAAAACACGGAUUUGGGAGAAGACAUACAUCAGUUGUCAAAAUCUGAAGAAAAGGAACUGAGAAAAUUCAGGAAAGUUGACUACAGCUGGAUAGCUGCUCUUUAAGUCUGGGAGAUGGGAAAGGGUUUAUGCUUUUUUACUUUGUAUAUUGAUGCUCUAGAAAUAUCUAUUUUAAAAUUAUUUCUGUUCUGAAUAUAUUAAAAGAUUUACUUUUCAUAAA